This is a messenger RNA of Baudoinia panamericana UAMH 10762, 2634 nucleotides long. RefSeq lists its product as uncharacterized. Lineage: Eukaryota; Fungi; Ascomycota; Dothideomycetes; Mycosphaerellales; Teratosphaeriaceae. Bases 1 to 2634 code for a protein of 877 amino acids. Gene Ontology annotation, molecular function: protein binding; RNA binding. The record is from RefSeq and is a predicted model, not a curated record. The transcript has a single exon.
AUGGAUAGCAGCACUCCUGCUCGCCCUCAUCCGUCAACUCUCGGUCAAGCCACCAAGAUCGGCUUGAAUAGCUUUCGUGUUACCAAGGUUCCGUCGAACGCUGUCUACCAGUUCGAUGUAAUGGUCAACAGCGGUAACGAGAAGCGUGGCCUCAUCGAGAAAAUCUGGCAAUCCAAGGCUGUUACCCAGGCUUUGGGCUCGGGGUGGAUCUUUGAUGGGAACAAGCUUGCAUGGUCAAUGAAGCCUAUUGACCGUGAAAUUCGCAUCAAUAUUGACCUCGACGCCGAGCAGGGUCGUCAGGUUCGUCCUGGUGGGAAGGAGAAUAAGCACCGUGUUAUGAUCCGUCAAACGAAUCAUGUCGGCUUCUCUGUCCUUUUGUCCUACCUUGACAAAAAGGCUAGCUUCGAUAAUACUGGCCUCGAGGCGAUCAACUUCUUGGACCAUCUCUUACGGGAGUAUCCUCGUAUGCGGUUUACGGCGAUCAAACGCAACUUCUUCGCCAAGGGCCAGAAGACGUUCGAUCUUGGAUCUUGUGUCGAAGCUUUCAAAGGUGUCUACCAAUCGCUUCGUAUUGGCCACGCGGGCAAGACGCAGGCUUAUCUCACAAUCAAUGUCGACGUCGCCAACGGCACUUUCUGGAAGGCUUUGCCACUGACGCUCGCCAUUGUCCAGCUUACCGGCCGUCGGGAUAUCAACGAUGUGAUUGCCGAUCUUCAGAUGCGUAAGGAGAAGAGUCGAACCUAUACCGACCUCAAGAAGCUCAGGCGGGUACGUGUCCUUGCCCAGCAUCGUAAUAAGAAGACCCAAGGCAGGCCGGACGAAUACGUUAUUGAGCGCUUUGUACCGCAGGGUGCUCGCGACCAUAAGUUCGACAAGGACGGCACGGUGGUCUCUAUCUACGACUACUUUAUGAGGGAGUACGGCAUCCGCUUGCAGUACCCUGAUGCUCCGCUAGUCAAGAUGACCAAAGGCAAGAACACCGUCCUUCCGCUCGAAGUCCUCUCGAUCAAGCCCAAUCAGCGUUACGCGUUCAAGAUGGACGAGAGGCAGACCUCCAACAUGAUCAAGUUUGCGGUUACUGCGCCACCGGAGCGCUGGAGCGACGUGGAGAAUGGCCUGAACAUGCUCAACUGGGCUGCCGAUCCUGUGCUUAGGCAGUUCGGCGUAGAGGUCAGCCGCUCCAAGACCGUCGUUGAUGCUCGUGUCAUCAACCCUCCUGUUGUUCGCUUCGGCCUGGGCGAGGCUAAGCCCGGCACCAGCGGCCGGUGGGAUCUCAAGGGCAAGAAAUUCCUCACCCCCAAUACGGCUCCGCUCAAGGCUUGGGGGGUUUGCGUUGUUCCUGGCCGUCGUGGCGGCAAGCCGGACAAGACCGUUGUCGAGAACUUCAUCAAGGAAUUUGUUAAGGUAUACAAGAUGCACGGCGGCAAGGUCGAUAACCCCAACCCAACCUUCACGCUCGCGCAGGGUGACGACGUAGGGUCUUGGGUGACCAUGACAUGGAACCAGGCCGGCAAUGCAGCUAAUGCGCGUCCGCAGAUGCUGGUCUUCAUUUUGCCGGACAAGGACUCCACGACCUAUGGUCGUAUUAAGCGCUCUGCGGAGUGCCGUUACGGUGUCGUCUCGCAAUGCAUGCAAUACGCGCAUGUCAUGAAAUGCCAAGGGCAAUACAUCUCUAAUGUCUGCAUGAAGUUGAACGCCAAGCUUGGCGGGUCUACUGGUCGCGCUGUCGGACAGAAGUCAGGCGGACCUACCGGUCUGUUCACCGUGCCGACAGUCAUCUUUGGGGCAGAUGUAUCGCACAGCGCUCCCGGCGGCCAGACUCCGUCUAUGGCAGCAUUGACUUGCUCCAUGGAUAAGCUUGGCAUUCGCUACGCCGCGGCGUGCGAGACGAACGGCUUUCGCGUCGAGAUGAUCACUACAGACAAUAUCAACUCGAUGAUGAAGCCUAUGCUUCAGGCCUGGGUGCAGAACGUUGGGGGCGGCAAGUUCCCAAGCCGCAUUAUCUAUUUUCGGGAUGGCGUAUCCGAAGGCCAAUACCAGCAUGUGCUGCAGCAGGAGGUUCAUGACAUGAAGGCUCUGCUCAAGACCGCUGAUCCGAACUUGAAUAUCCCGUUCAUUGUGGUCGUGGGUUCCAAGCGUCACCACAUCCGCUUCUUCCCAGAGCAGGGCAAGGGCGAUCGUAAUGGCAACCCGCUGCCUGGCACGCUUGUCGAAACCGGCGUUACUCACCCUUUCGAGAACGAUUUCUAUCUGUGCUCGCACGCUGCGAUCAAGGGCACUGCUCGUCCUAUGCAUUAUCACGUCUUGCUGAACGAGGUCGGCAUGAGCAACGAAGAGCUGCAUAUGAUUAUUUACGAGCACUGCUACCAAUACAUUCGUGCAACCACACCGGUGUCGCAGCACCCGGCUAUCUACUACGCCCAUAUCGCCUCCAACCGCGCGAUUCCGCACGAUCCGAAGUGGUCCGGCAGCAGUGACGGUGCGCAGACGGUGGCGAGCCGUCCUCGCUCCGGCUCUCAGUCUGGAUCGCAGGGCAAGUCUGGUGGCAGCUCUUCUGGUGCUCCUGCGGAUAUUGAGAAGUUGUUGCCGAUGCCGACGCAAGGCAGCAUCCAGUCGGCUAUGUGGUACAUCUGA